This is a messenger RNA of Echinops telfairi (small Madagascar hedgehog), 1932 nucleotides long. RefSeq names its product angiotensinogen (gene AGT). Bases 210 to 1634 code for a protein of 474 amino acids. Gene Ontology annotation, molecular function: serine-type endopeptidase inhibitor activity. Lineage: Eukaryota; Metazoa; Chordata; Mammalia; Afrosoricida; Tenrecidae. The transcript has 5 exons. The record is from RefSeq and is a predicted model, not a curated record. Gene Ontology annotation, biological process: regulation of systemic arterial blood pressure by renin-angiotensin.
UAAUGUACAGCUCCUUUGAGCACUGGUUUGGAUGUGAGCCAGCAAAUCCUUAAUCCUGCCCUGUACUAGGACCCUGGGAAGAUUAUCAAGGAAAGCAGAACUGCUGGACCACACUGCAGACGACUCUGAUUCGCUUCUCUGGGAUAAGACCCAGUGUUAGCAUUUUCUAAAGCUUCCCAGGCUACGCACAGUGAACAUCUCCAGCGAAGAUGACCUCUGCCACCGUUAGCCUGGGGGCCACCAUCUUCUGCCUCUUGACCUGGGCUAGCCUGGCUGCCAGUGAUAGGGUGUACAUCCACCCCUUCCACCUCCUCACCUACAACAAGAGCAGCUGUGAGGAGCUGGAGAAAGCCCAUGAAGAGGUACCACCAGACCCGACCUUUGCGCCCGUUCCAAUUCAGGCCAAGACAUCCCCUGUGGAUGAGGAGGCCCUGCGGGUCCAGCUGGCCUCGGCAGUCGAGAACCUGGAGGAGACUGACAGGCUGAGGGCCCUGGGGGUGGGCACACUGAUCAACUUGAAGGGCCUCCACAUGUACAAACAGCUGAGCAAGACAUGGCACACAGCCCAUGUGCUGUCCCCAGUGGCUCUCUUUGGCACUCUGGCCUCUUUCUACCUGGGGGCCUUGGACUCCACCGCCAGCAAAUUACAGACUUUCCUGGGUGUCCCAGAGGCCCAGAGCUGCACUUCCCGACUGGAUGGACAGAAGGUCUUCUCUGCUCUGCGGACCAUCCAGGGCUUUCUUGUGGCCCAGGAUGAGGAGCAGGGUGAUCCCCGGGUGCUCCUGUCCACACUCGUGGGCCUGUUCACAGCUCCCAGCCUGCUGCUAAAGCAACCCUUUGUUCAGGGCCUGGCGCCGUUUGCACCUGUCACCCUUCCACGUUCUCUAGAUUUGUCCACAGACCUGGAUCUGGCUGCUGAGAAGAUCAAUAGGUUCAUCCGGGCUGUGACAGGAUGGAAAAUGAGCAUCCCCCUGGCAGACAUCCGCCCAGACAGCACCCUGCUUUUCAACACCUUAGUCCACUUCCAAGGGACGAUGAAAGGGUUCUCCCUGCUGCCAGAGCCCCAGGAGUUCUGGGUGGAUAACGCCACCACAGUGUCUGUGCCAAUGCUGUCGGGCACUGGCACCUUCCAGCACUGGACUGACGUCAAGAACAACUUCUCAGUGACCCGGGUGCCUCUCAGCAAGAAUGCUGACCUGCUGCUGAUCCAGCCCCAGCACACCGCAGACCUGGAGAAGGUUGAGGCCCAUGCUCUCCAGCUUGACUUCCUGACCCGCAAGAAGAAUCUGGCUCCUCGGGCCAUCCGCCUGACCUUGCCGCAGUUGGUGCUGGUGGACUCCUGUGACCUGCAAGAGCUGCUAACCCAGGCCAAGCUGCCCACGCUGUUGGGUCCUGAGGCACACUUGGGCAGAAUCAGUGAUGCCAACCCCAGGGUCGGAAAGGUGCUCACCAGCAUCCUUUUCGAACUCAAAGCCGAUGAGGGCAAGCAGUCCCCAGAGUCAGCCCAGCAGCUCCCCGAGCCCGACGCCCUGCAGUUGACCCUCAACAGGCCAUUCCUGUUCAUCGUCCGUGAACAGCGAGCUGCCACCGUCCACUUCCUGGGUCGUGUGAAUGACCCACAGUCCCGUGCAUGAAUCUGCCAGGGCGGAAGAGCAUCCAUCACCAGUCUUCAGCUUUUCCUUCUCCUAGUCUCCUUCGUGCGCGAGAGACGUCGUUUCUCCUUGGCAGCAGCGAUGCUAUGUAGAAUGAGUAGCAGGAGCCUGGCAGCCCUGGACUUCCCAAUAGCGGUUAGCUGUAUUGUGUACUAUGGUGCAGCGCCCAGGAAUAGGGUUUGUGUGGUCUAACUUAGUUUAGAAACCAAAAAUGGUUUCCUUUUUAACGAAGCACAGACAUUGGGCUUUGAAAUGAAAAUAAAAUUUUCAUUACAUUUGA